Molecule: messenger RNA, 745 nt
Organism: Microdochium trichocladiopsis
Lineage: Eukaryota; Fungi; Ascomycota; Sordariomycetes; Xylariales; Microdochiaceae
Exons: 3
Coding region: 1-570 (189 amino acids)
Source: RefSeq, a predicted model, not a curated record
AUGCAUUUCUCCUCCUCCCUGACCAUUCUAGGCCUCGCGGUCGCCAGCACCACAGCUGUCGACAUUCGCUUCUACCCUGACUCUGACAGCUGCGGUGGUCGUACCGUCAACUGCGCCAACAUGAAUCCAGACGUGUGCUGCAGUCUGCCUGGUGACGCACCCAACUCGAGCUUCAGCGUCGAGGCAAUCCCUGGAGACUGGAGGGUCCUAGGCUACGGAUACUAUCAGAACAACUGCGGCGGCAGCAUCUCCAACACUGGCUAUGCCAGAGGUUACUCGACCGGCUGUGUCGGCGGCAGGAUCACCAGGAGCGCCAAAUGGUUUUUCUCUGCUGGCAAGCGCGACGUUGAAGAUGCUCCUGUUGCGCAGGAUGCUCAGGAGUGCAGCAAGCCGAACCAGCUCACCUUUGAGGACGGCACUCAACUUGAGCUCGAGGGCCUCACUGAGGAGCAGUACACCCACACGUGCGGUGAAAUUCUACUAACACUUUUGCGCGGGUAUAUCAAGAACUUUAUCGCCGGCGUUGGUGCGGCCGAGCUUACUGCGGAGCUUGCCGCUUUCCGCAAGUGAAAGAGUCCGGCCAUAGAACGCAUAUAACAACAAUGAACGGAAGACCUUGCAGCACCAUCGCCCGAAUCAUCAUGACUCCUGGGAGUCUCCGUCCAUCGGUUGCAGAAAACCCGAUUAUCGUCUCAUAUAGUUUUUGUUGUUCAACUCAUCUAUAGAAAAUACACAUUCAUCAGGC